ACUUGUCCAAUAUAAACCAACGAAAGUUGAAGUGCUUUUAACAGAUAAGAAGAAAAAAUGGUGAGUGGGGAAUCUCAAACUUGACAGAGGUAACAAUUAAAGAUGACGUGAUCAUCCCCUAUCGAAAGACCCAAGCAUCACCUAGUGGGGACGGUGAUGAGACAUAUGAUAGAUCUAAGAUGUCUUAUACAACAAUGCUUCAUCUUGUCAAUCUCAAAUUAUUCCAUCCCUCAUUUAUAGAGCCAUUUGAGGAUCAAGAGAAAGAUUCAACAGAUCAUCUCCAUUCACCACUGUGCUUUCAACAAUCAACACCAAGUGAACUGAGCAUUGGGAAGAGGAGACUUCUGCAAGGAAGAAAUUCACUGCUACAACAAACUAAGAUGCCAACUGAAGAAACUAGUGAUCAAGGCACACCACAACUGAAUCCAGGGGAGGAGUUGAAUUUGAGCCUCAGAGGGGAACCCUCACGAGCAUCCAGAGAAUCUGAGGUACAAUCAAGACUUGCUUCAGCCAAGGUUUUCUCAUGCAACUUCUGCAUGCGAAAGUUCUAUAGCUCACAGGCAUUGGGUGGUCACCAAAAUGCUCACAAAAGGGAAAGAGGCGCAGUACGACAUCAUCAGUUGCACAAAAAGAUGGCAAUGAUGGCCCUGCCCAUGCCUAUCCGCACUUCCAUGUUCAGAUCACUUGGGGUCCAAGCCCAUUCCCUUGUGCAAAAACCUGGCAGAGAUGAAAAUACGACUGUAGCCAGACUUGGUGAGGCUAACACGAGAUUUGGAAUAGCACAGCAGCAUGGCACACCGGAAGUACCAGCAGAUUUGAUGUGGCCUGGAAGCUUCAGACCCGAACCUCAACAACCAGAGCAGAAAUCAUUCAACUCAACUAUGCUCGACUUAAAUCUCAAACUUUAAAACUUAUGUUUCUGCAGGGCAAGUAUUAUAGUAGAUUUUAUCGUAACCUAUGCUUUCUAGAUAUUUGCCAGAGGAUAGGAGUGACUAUUUAAAGCUCAAUGUGUCAUUGCUGAAGUUCAUUAUUUUUAGUUUCCUGUUCUUUGUUUGUAAUCUAGUGAGUACAACAAUAAAGUACAGACUGCAAAUCUGAUAGUAGACACCUAAAACCUGUAUCCCUAUUCCCUAAGCACAUCUUGCACUGCAUGUUUCCCUGUCAAAAGUCCACUAUGUUCUACUGGGUGUGUGAAAUAAUGAAAGAACAGUGAUAGCAGCCUCA
This is a messenger RNA of Salvia splendens (bonfire salvia), 1224 nucleotides long. Its product is annotated as zinc finger protein 1-like. NCBI's taxonomy places the organism in Eukaryota, Viridiplantae, Streptophyta, Magnoliopsida, Lamiales, Lamiaceae. Bases 180 to 908 code for a protein of 242 amino acids. The record is from RefSeq and is a predicted model, not a curated record. The transcript has a single exon.